Molecule: messenger RNA, 4001 nt
Organism: Abrus precatorius (Indian licorice)
Lineage: Eukaryota; Viridiplantae; Streptophyta; Magnoliopsida; Fabales; Fabaceae
Product: lysine-specific demethylase JMJ25-like
Exons: 11
Coding region: 111-3404 (1097 amino acids)
Biological process (GO): regulation of transcription by RNA polymerase II
Cellular component (GO): histone deacetylase complex; chromatin
Molecular function (GO): histone H3K9 demethylase activity; transcription coregulator activity; chromatin DNA binding
Source: RefSeq, a predicted model, not a curated record
AUAAAUGUUUUGUCGAAUCAAAUUUUGCAAAGGGGAAUAGUGCGACCCUGUGUCUGGCAUUUAUCAAUUCCAAACAGGCAAACACAAAAAGAGAAACGCAGAAGUGAGUGAUGCGUGGAAGGGAAGGAGAGAACAAACCUCCGAGAAUUACUCCGCCGAACGACCUCCGAUGCCGGCGGAGCGACGGCAAGUCAUGGCGGUGCUACCACUGGAGGAUUCACGGCCAGAGCUACUGCGAGGAACAUUACCUUUCAUACAGAGCUCGGUCCUUUCACGUUAACUACCAUGAACAAAGGAAACCUAAAGCUUCUUCUUCUUCUUCUUCCGCUUCCGUGCAAAGUGACAAUGAGAAGAAGAAGAAGAAGAAGAAGAAUAUUUCGAAGAGGCUUCGAGAACAAGACGAAGCGAGUGUUCAGGAGAAAAACAGAAGCAAGAAGAAGAUGAAACUUAAAGCGGAACAAGAAUCACCGAGGGAGGAACUGGACAGGAAAUCCAGAAGCAGAGAGAAGAUUAGGAGAUUGCUUCUUCAGUUGGAUGAAGAUUUCGAUACCGAAGAUGAUGAAAAACCAGCCACAACAACGAGGACCAAGUCUUCUUCCUCCAAAUCCAACGAUGCAAAGCUAAGUGUCUCUCUCUCUCAGUCUCAGAUGUGUCAUCAGUGUCAGAAGAGUGAUAGGACCGUUGUUCGAUGCCGGAAAUGCAGCGCCAAACGAUUCUGCGUUCCUUGCAUUCGGAGAUGGUAUCCGCUAAUGUCUGAGGAGGAAAUAGCAGAAUCUUGUCCAUAUUGUCAAGGCAAUUGUAACUGCAAGGCAUGUUUACGUAGAAAAGAUGCAAUUGCGGAUUCUCAAGAUUUAGGGAUGCCUCAAAAUAUAGAUGAAAAGAUUCGACAUUUGAAGCAUUUGGUGAGAGCAUUAUAUCCUUUCCUAGAACAAUUCAAUCAUGAACAGCAGUUAGAAUUGGAGAUGGAAGCAAAAACUAAAGGGUUAUUGCUUUCAGAUGUAGAAGUAAACCAAAUUGUUUGUUCCAAAUAUGAACGUAUUUAUUGCAACAAUUGCAAAACCUCUAUAGUUGAUUUUCAUAAGAGCUGCCCAAACUGUUCGUAUGAUCUUUGCCUUGCUUGUUGCCGGGAAAUUCGUGGUAAUAUCUGCCAAGAGGAAAUAGUUGAGCAAUGUAUUGAUGUUUCCAAUGCUCAUUCGGAUAGUGGAGAACCUUUACACCAGCACUCAUGCAAGAAAGAAUCAUCAGGCAUUUGUCAUGAAUCAAGCUCUAAGAAUUCUAUGAGACCAAAAAAUGUGUGGAGGGCAAUAAAAAAUGGUGCCAUCCCUUGUCCACCAACGGAUAAUGGUGGUUGUGGAUAUGAAUAUCUUGAGCUGAAGUGUUUAUUUCCACAAAAUUGGAUUUCAAAGUUAAGGGAAAAGGUGAAAAGUUUAGUUGAAGUACGUGGCUUGGAAAAUAUGCCCACAGUUUCUACACGGUGUAAUUUUUGCUUCAAAUCAAGUGAUGAAAUUGACUCUGGCAACAGGAAGUUGCGAAAAGCUGCCUCUCGAGAAGCAUCGAGUGACAACUAUUUGUAUUGUCCUUCAGCAAGUGAUGUCAGAUGUGGGGAUCUGGAACAUUUUCAGGGCCAUUGGAUUAAGGGAGAACCAGUUAUUGUUAGGGAUGCUCUUGAGUUAACCUCUGGCUUAAGCUGGGAGCCAAUGGUAAUGUGGCGUGCAAUGCGUGAAUUGACUAAUCAGGGUUCCAAACAUCUGAAUGUGAAAGCAGUUGACUGCCUAGAUUGGUGUGAGGUUGAAAUAAAUAUCCAUCAAUUUUUCAAGGGAUACUCAGAUGGUCGUGCACAUCGUAACUCCUGGCCUGAGAUGCUCAAGCUCAAAGAUUGGCCUCCGUCCAAUCUAUUUGAGAAGAGGUUACCACGUCAUUGUAUGGAGUUUAUUAGUGCCUUACCAUACAAAGAGUAUACACAUCCUCGCUCUGGUUUUCUUAACAUGGCCACAAAGCUGCCAGAAAAUUAUUUGAAACCUGACUUGGGGCCCAAGACAUACAUAGCAUAUGGUUUUGCUGAAGAGCUUGGACGUGGAGAUUCUGUGACCAAGCUUCAUUGUGACAUGUCAGAUGCGGUAAAUAUCUUGACACAUACAGAAGAUGUGAGCUUCACUUCUAAACAUCUUACCAAAAUAGAGAUGUUGAAACAACAAUAUGCUACUCAAGACCAAAGUGAACUUUUUGAGGUUUUACAGGAUGAUAAUUCUGCGGUAAAGUGCAAAUCAACACUAGAAGAAGAAAAUAUUUCAUUGCAGGCAGUAGAUGAAUCAGUUAUGAAUGGGUCUUCCCUUAUUCAAAUGUCAAAAAUGGAAAAUGAUGAGUUCUACAGAAAGCAUGCAACUGCUAAACCACUAAAUGAUAGGAUUCUUGAAAAAAACAGCGAGGCUGAGGCUUCUGAAGGAGAACCAACUUUUACACCUGGAGUAGAAGUUCUAGUACGCAAUAGUGCUCUAGGGCUGCAUGAGAAUAUUGGCAUAAAUUCCUCCAGUGCUGUAACUGCUAAUAAUGACGAGAUCAGCAAGUGUGAUGUUAACAAGAUGGGUAUUGAAGCUAAAAAGAGAUGGAGCAGCCCUAUGGACGUUAAGGUUGGAGAUGACGAGGAAGAGUUUCUCUCUUCAGUUAGUAGGACAAGAAAUGAUGAAUUGCAGGAUGACAUUAUUAACAAAAAAGGAGCAAAUUCAGGAAUUUUACGGGAAAAGGAAACUGGUGAAAUGAAAAAGUCUAAAGAAGGGAAUGUAGUUAUUGUGAGUGAAAAUGUAGUCAAGUCACUGCAUGAUUUAGAUAUGAAAUCAGAAUUAUAUGCCAUUGUGCCUACUUCAACAAAUGAGGUGCUGCAGCAGGAUGCAGAAUGCCUUAGUCAACCAGUGGAUUCUGGAAAUAAGCAUAGUGAACAAGACUUAGCUAAGGGAGGUGCUGUCUGGGAUAUUUUUCGGAGACAAGAUGUGCACAAGCUUGAGGAAUACCUUAGAAAGCAUUGUAAGGAAUUCAGGCAUCUCCAUUGCUCUAAAGUGGAGAAGGUUUUUCACCCAAUUCAUGAUCAAGUUUUUUAUCUGACUUCUCAUCAUAAAAGGAAACUCAAGGAAGAAUUUGGCGUUGAACCUUGGACUUUUGUACAAAACCUUGGUGAGGCUGUUUUUAUUCCGGCUGGGUGUCCCCAUCAAGUUAGAAACUUAAAGUCAUGCAUAAAGGUUGCUUUAGAUUUUGUCUCUCCUGAAAAUGUCCAAGAGUGUAUUCGUCUGACUGAGGAAUUUCGUUCUCUUCCCCCAAGCCAUAAAGCAAAUGAAGAUAAACUUGGGGUGAAGAAAAUGUGUCUCCAUGCAUUAAGCAUGGCUGCAGACAAUUUGGAGGAGCUCGUAGGAUGAGUAGGGUAGCAAUAAACAUGUAAUUAAGAAGCACGGGUACAUAACCAGGUUGAUACGUACAUCAUCUUGCAUUUUGAUACUUGGAACUUUCAACUUGUUAGUAGAUGGUCCUCACGCAAAGGAAUGAAUGAUAAGUUAAUGGUGUUUUUGCCCCUAACGCGUUUCUUUUCUUUUAGAAAUGAAGGCAUAACUCGAGAUUCUCCUUUGUGUUUAUCUUUUCUAUUGAAAUGAAUGUUUGCCAUUGUAAAUUAUUGUAAAUAAGGACUUGCUUGUUUUACAAUUAUACGAAUUAUUUUUUGCAUUUUUUUAAUAAAAUGUACACAAACAUUUUAAUAAAAAUGUGAUUCAAGAUUAAAUAAUGCACUUAUCUCAAUUACAUUCAACGGUUUAAAAUUAUUUUUAUCAAAAUUAUUUUUACUCGACUUUAAAUCAAACCGGUACUUAAAUACUUUUUGCUUUAAAAUAAGACAUUUGACAUGUAUGGUUAUUUUUUAAAAUAAAAAAAAUAAGAAAAACUACUAAAUAGAGAAAUAUUGUUGCAAGAAAGCAGGUACUAAAAAUUUUCUCCAACUUGUUCUAUUUAAGCAUUAUUACGGU